AUGGACAAAACCACCUCCCGACCUUCCCGGAAGGACACCGUCCUGAGUCGCCGGUAUAUUGAGGGACAAAUCGCAGAAGGAAAGCAUGUCAUUAUCUUCGAAGGCCGCGUCCUGAAAGUGGACGCCUACAUGAAAUUUCACCCUGGUGGUGAGAAGCCGAUGAAGCAUAUGGUGGGCAGGGAUGCCACAGAUGAGAUCAAUGCACUUCACUCAAAAGAGGCCCGCGAGAUCAUGCUCUCCUACCAAAUAGGUCGAAUCGAAGGCACCUGGUCGAACUUCCUCCCUCCCAUUCAAGGCGGCAAGUUCCGUCCUUACUCCGAAGACGCCUGCUCGGGAGAAGAAGACCUUUCUAUUCGAGACAAUUCCAGCUCAGAAAGCUCUAUACCCCCCUCGCCAAUCUUCGAUGCGGUUGACUCAAAAUCUACAAUCCGUCGAAAGAAUUCUUCACCUGGCACAGACAGUUCUGCCACGUCCACCCCUCCAAAUGAAGAUGACGAGCCGAGACCGCAUUUCCUGGAUGCUCGAACACGAGAGGAGAUCCUUUUCGACACUACCAAAUACCCAUCACUGGAUACAGGGAUUCAAGAGAGCAUCAAACGCAAGUACCGUGACCUGAACGAGCGCAUGCUCGCCGAGGGAUUAUUCGACUGCAACUACAUGUCCUAUUUCAUCGAAUGCUGCCGGUACACCCUCUUCGCUUCUCUCUCUUACAUUUUCUUGCGCCUCGGCUGGUGGGCAAUAUCUGGAUUUUGGCUUGGUUGCUUGUGGCACCAACUUGUGUUUACUGCCCAUGAUGCUGGCCAUAUGGGCAUCACGCACAACUUCCAUGUUGAUACCGUCAUCGGCAUCAUUAUCGCCGACUACAUCGGCGGAUUGAGCCUGGGAUGGUGGAAGCGAAGCCACAACGUGCACCAUAUUGUGACCAACGAGCCUGAGCACGAUCCGGAUAUUGAGCACAUGCCCUUCUUUGCGAUCUCCCAUCGGUUCUUUGACAGCCUUCAAAGUACCUACUAUGACCGCAAUAUGACAUUCGAUGCUUUUUGCAAGGUGAUGCUGAAGAUUCAGCACUACUCCUAUUAUCCUAUCAUGGCGUUGGCGCGGUUCAACCUCUACCGUCUUAGCUGGGAGUACCUUCUUAAACGCCAGGCUCCAAGGAAAGGUCCCGCUAGGUGGCAUGUCUGGCUGGAGUAUGGUGGUCAGCUAUUCUUCUGGUAUUGGUACUGCUAUCUCGUGGUAUACAAGACCAUCCCGGACUGGAGCAGUCGUCUUACAUUCAUUAUGGUAUCCCAUAUUGUUUCCUCCCCGCUCCAUGUUCAGAUCACCCUCUCUCAUUUCGCCAUGUCAACGGCCGACUUGGGUAUCCACGAGUCCUUUGCCCAAAAGAUGUUGCGUACUACCAUGGAUGUCGACUGCCCUACCUGGCUGGAUUUCUUCCAUGGCGGUUUGCAGUUCCAGGCCAUCCACCAUCUUUACCCUCGCAUGCCGCGUCACAAUCUCCGCCGGGCCCAGAAGUACGUUGCCGAGUUCUGCCGUGACACUGGUAUUCCCUACGCCCUCUUCACUUUCUAUGAUGGCAACAAGCAAGUCAUCGGCCGGCUCGGUGAUGUGGCAAAGCAGCUCCGUAUUCUCGAGGAGUGCCGCAAGUCAAUCGCCAAGGAGGGUGUUUUCUCACAUCACCACUGA
Molecule: messenger RNA, 1683 nt
Organism: Penicillium subrubescens
Lineage: Eukaryota; Fungi; Ascomycota; Eurotiomycetes; Eurotiales; Aspergillaceae
Product: fatty acid desaturase
Exons: 2
Coding region: 1-1683 (560 amino acids)
Biological process (GO): lipid metabolic process
Cellular component (GO): membrane
Molecular function (GO): oxidoreductase activity, acting on paired donors, with oxidation of a pair of donors resulting in the reduction of molecular oxygen to two molecules of water; heme binding
Source: RefSeq, a predicted model, not a curated record